AUGAUCAAGUCCGCAAUGGCUUCUGUUCUUCCCGAAGCCUCGGGCUUCUCAACUUCGCUGGAUAAGAUGAACUCUCAAAUCGGCACAUCCGAGAUCUUCGACACUGAGUCUAAUAGCAGCUCUCAAGUCGAGCCAAAAAUGGACGGUCAAACCUCAACUCCUCCCCUGACGGAGAGCUGGAGCGGUGCGGCUUCAGAAGCAGGACAUCAAACCCCUCGGCCCAUCGCCAUCUGUGGAAUGGCUCUCCGUCUUCCCAACGGGAUUCGCGAUACUGACGCGUUCUGGGAAGUUCUCGUGAACCAGAAGGAUCUUCGGGGCCCGGUACCUGAUACUAGAUACAAUGCAUUGGCCUACACGGACAAGCUCGGCAAGCGGGGUGCCAUCAAGACGCAACAUGGAUACUUUCUUGAUGAAAAUCUCGACACCCUUGACACAAGUUUCUUUACCAUGAGCAGGACGGAGCUUGAGCGAUGCGAUCCGCAGCAGCGUCAGCUUCUCGAAGUGACUCGCGAAGUUCUCGAGAGUGCCGGCGAAGUCAACUUCCGCGGAAAGCCCAUUGGAUGUUAUGUUGGAACCUUUGGUGAAGACUGGCUUCAGCUCAGUGCUCGAGAACAGCAACAUGCCGGCGGAUACCUGAUGACUGGCCACGGCGAUCUCAUGUUAGCCAAUCGCCUCUCUUACGAAUAUGACCUCAAAGGUCCUAGUAUGGUGUUGAAGACUGGAUGCUCAGCAUCAUUGAUUGGUCUUCACGAAGCCUGCCGCGCUCUUCAGAGCGGAGAUUGCUCGGGCGCCAUUAUUGCGGGCGCCAAUCUCAUCAUGGGUCCAACAACGACGGCCGCCAUGACCGAGGAGGGUAUGCUCUCGCCAGAGGGCUCUUGCAAAACGUUCGAUGCUGCCGCAGAUGGGUACGCCCGUGGAGAAGCUGUGAACGCCAUAUACAUCAAGCUGCUCGACGACGCCAUUCGUGACAACAAUCCAAUUCGAGCUGUCAUCAGAAACUCCGGCACGAACAGCGACGGCAAAAGUCAAAACUUGUUGACGCCGAAUAGCGCUGCGCACGAGGCCUUGAUGCGUAAAGUCUACGCUGACAUCGGCUUGGAUCCGGGCAAGACAGCUUUCGUCGAGUGCCACGGUACCGGAACGCCAACUGGUGAUCCAUUGGAAACAAAUGCUGUUGGCAACGUCUUCGGAUCGCAUGGCAUCUACAUAGGCUCAGUCAAACCCAACGUUGGCCAUUCUGAGGGCGCGUCAGGCCUUACGAGUCUUAUCAAGGGAGUUCUGGCUCUUGAACACAACACCAUACCACCCAAUAUCAAGUUCUCCAACCCCAAUCCUAAGACCACCAAGGCCUCCUCUACUGAGCCUCCGGUUGUCAUGGUAUUCAGUGGUCAAGGCGCACAAUGGCCUGAGAUGGGCAAAGACCUCUUUCAUGCAGACCAAGCCUUCAGAGAUGACAUUCGAAAGAUGGAUUCCAUCUUGAAGUCGUUGAUCCACCCCCCUAGCUGGACUAUCGAAGACGAAAUGUUGGCGCCCCCCGAGACAAGCCGACUUCAUACUGCCGAGUUGGCUCAACCAUUGUGCACAGCAUUGCAAAUUGCCCUUCUCCAUCGCCUUAGACGAGCCGGAAUCUGCCCGGUGUCUGUUGUCGGUCACUCAAGCGGUGAAAUUGCAGCCGCAUACGCCGCAGGUGUGAUUUCUAUCAAGGAGGCCAUCAUAACAGCUUAUUACCGCGGCUAUAUUACCAAGUCAACUUCACUUGGCGGUGGUAUGGCUGCCGUCGGGUUGGGUGUAGCCGAUGUAACACCCUACAUCCAAGGCACGGCUAGUGUUGUGGUUGCUUGCGACAACAGCCCGAGCAGUGUCACCUUGUCUGGCGAUCUCGACGCUCUGGAUGAAGUUUUGUCUGAGAUCAAGAAAACCAAGCCGGAUACUCUUGCCAGGAAACUCAAGGUGGACAUGGCAUACCACUCGCACCACAUGGGACCCCUUUCGGCUCGCUAUGAAGACCUUCUGAGAAAGGAACUGGCUGCUCACGAAGAUCUUUCGACCGCUCCCUCGACUACCAAUAUCCCUAUGUUCUCCUCCGUUGUGAGAAAACAGAUCAUUUCCAGCAGGGAUGUUGGACCUUCGUACUGGGUCGCUAAUCUCACUUCUCGUGUUCGAUUCACCGACGCCAUUCUCAGAAUUUUGGAGGACCAGCCUCGGUGUCUCUUCCUGGAAGUUGGACCUCACUCUACCCUAGGCGGUCCUCUACGACAGACUUGCUCUGUUUCUGGCACUGAGUAUCGCUACGUGUCGACUCUUUCCCGCGGCUGUGACUCUUUCCGAACUGCCCUUGCCGCGCUUGGCCAGCUUUAUCAGCACGGAAUUGGCAUAGAUUGGUCGGCCGUAGUGCCCUCCGGUCGGGUGUUGACAAAUCUUCCGCGGUAUCCUUGGGACCACAGCAGCGGUUCAUUUUGGUACGAAGCUCGAGUUUCAAGAGAGUCACGGUUUCGCCAGUUUGGACAUCACAAGUUACUUGGCCUGCGUGUUCCGGAAAGUUCUGACGUUGAGCCUCUGUGGCGUAACCAACUCAGCUUGGUGGAUGAGCCCUGGCUCUCUGACCACAAAAUCCGUUCCGAUGUGGUGUUCCCGUUCGCUGGCUACAUCUCCAUGGCUGGAGAGGCGAUUCGUCAGCUGACGGGCGUCCAAGGCGGGUAUCAUUUGCGAGAUGCAACUGUGAAGUCAGCUAUGAUCCUCACAGAGCAGUCAGUGGAGCUUAUUACUUCACUUCGACCCCUCAAGUUGACGAGAACAACCGACUCUGUUUGGUACGAGUUCCGCGUUGUGUCAUAUAACGGUUCAACUUGGCUCAAACACUGCGAGGGUCAGAUCAAGGCCAGUUCCGACACGCCGGCACCGUCUCAGAAGCCAAGCCCAGAACAGAUGAUUCGAAACAUUCCCUCAAGCCGAUGGUACGACUGCAUGGACAGCAUUGGUGUUGUUUACGGACCAGAAUUCCAGGCUCUUUCGGACAUCGUGUCAGCAACCACAGACAACGUAGCUGUGGCCAAGGUGAUCAAUGAGAGUCGUCAUCUUGACGAAGCGUUCCAUCUCCAUCCAGUGGCUAUAGAUGCCUGUCUGCAGCUCCUUUUGGUUGCUAUGGUAAAAGGCAUCGGCCGCAAAUUCGGCCAGCUACGUGUCCCGACCACGAUCAAAGACUUGUUUGUCUCACGUGGUGCUCCUGUCAUGACUGCCGUUGCUCGGGGUGAACAGUCUGACGACCUCUCAGUAGAGGUCACAGCGGGCGACAGUGUUGUACUUCGUCUCAGUGGCCUCGAUUUGACUCCUGUUGACGAUGGCCAUGUGACACAAGAAGAGCCUCACGCAGCUGCUCGUCUUGAGUGGUUGCCCGAUUUCGACCUCAUCAACCACGCGACUCUGUUCACGCCCCCUCGAUCGAUCCCGGAGGAGACGCAGCUUCAGGAGGAAAUGACACUCUUGUGCAUCAUCGAGACAGCGGAUAGGGUCCGAGAUCUGACACCCUGUAACUGGCACUUCGAGAAGUUUCGCAGCUGGCUUGAUUUGGAAAUUGGUCGUGCAAGAAAUGGCACCUACCCACUACUGGAGACGUAUGGCAAAGACUAUCUCGACAUGCCGUCUGAGCAACGACAAGCUAUGAUCGAAGAACGCUACAAGAAACUUCUCACUCUUUCAUCCAAAGGCGCUGUUGCGGUUGGCAUCAAGCGCAUCUACGACAACUGCCAGGCCAUUUUCUCAGGACAAGCAGACACGCUGGACACGUUGAUGCAAGGCGACAUCUUGACUGAGAUCUACAACGCCGUGAGCUUUGGGAAAGGAGAUUUCUUCAAGCUUCUUUCGCACUCGAAACCUAACCUCAGGGUUCUUGAGGUUGGUGCUGGUACCGGCGGCACUACGGAAAUGAUUCUUCGAAACCUCGUUCGUCCAGACGGUCUUCCUGCCUACGGCACCUACACAUUCACCGACGUCUCUGCUGGCUUCUUUCCACAAGCGCAAGACCGUUUCUCAUACGCGCCCAACAUGGAUUACCGAGUCUUUGAUAUCUCGCAAAGCCCUUUUGAGCAAGGAUUCGAGGCCGGUACCUACGACGUUAUUCUCGCUCCCAAUGUCAUCCAUGCGACGCCAUCUCUCCGCGAGACUCUCGGUAAUCUGCACCCUCUGCUUAGAACGGGAGGUCUUCUCGUGCUCACCGAGCUUUGCGCUGUUGUCCGUACACCCAACUACAUCUUUGGCAAUUUCUCGGGUUGGUGGCUUGGAGAGUCUGACGGUCGCCCUAAUGAGCCGUACGUCAGCGUUGACCGGUGGGAUGAUGAACUCAGAAACACUGGCUUUUCUGGUGUUGACACCGCGGUUCGUGACGCUCAAGAGCCAUAUCACUAUUGUGCGGCUAUUGUGAGUACCAAAUUAGACGAGAACAACAACACUGCCAAAGCUGCAUGUGGCUUCCCAGGCGUGUCCGUUCUCGUCGAUGAUCCCGUGGGCGUCCUCUCUGGAACUGUGGUGGCGGAACUCCGAAAGUCAGGUAUUGAGGCAACCGUCUUUCAACUUGGCGACAACGCACUACCCACCGAUCAAGAUAUUAUCUCUUUGCUCGAUGUUGAGGCGUUCUUCUUUGCCGAGAUUGACUCGCAUCGUUGGACAGACUUCCAACAGGUCCUUCAGCGACAUGCGUCCGGAAGCAUCUUGUGGUUGACCAGGCCGGCCCAAAUCAACUGCAAAGAUCCGCGGUCGGCUCAAACAAUUGGCGUGGCGCGUUCCAUCCGUGCCGAGUCGCGCGUACCCUUCCACACACUGGAGAUUGACGCUGCCGAGCCAGAUUUUGCGAGAAUUGUGCGUCAAGUUCUACAGAAGAUGCAGCGCAGUAGUGAUACUGAGCUCCUGGCCCCCGACAGGGAGUACGUGGUGGACAAGGGCGUCGUCAACAUCGGUCGUUACCAGCCAUUCCUUGUCAAAAAGGAAAUGCGCGAGAUCGGACAGAUCUCUGGCGAUGUGGUGGCGCGGCAAAAUUUCAUCAAGAGUCUGCAUACUUCCCAUGUCGGCUCUUUGGAGAAUUUGUCUUGGAUCAGCGAUACUGCCAGCAGCCUCGAGAUCGGUGAUGAUGAAGUGGUUAUUGAGACCCGAGCAGUUGGCCUGAACUUCAAGGAUGUGUUGUACGCUAUGGGAGUUCUCAAGCCUGACAGCAACAGCAUUGUUCCUUUCGGGCUUGAAGUUGCUGGCGAAAUAUCUCGCGUGGGCUCUGCCGUGUCCAACUUGCAAGUCGGCGACAGAGUCUUGGCCAUGCCACCGUCCGCAGCAUUCAAGACCGUCGUCACUACCCCAGCCUCCUUGGUACAAAGAAUACCUCGGACUUUGAGUUUUGAAGAUGCAGCAACGUUACCAAUUUGUUAUACGACUGUGAUUGAAGGUUUGGUCAAUUUGGGUCAGCUCGAGAGUGGCCAGUCCGUCCUGAUUCAUUCAGCCACCGGAGGUAUUGGUCAUGCUUCAAUUCAGAUAUGCCAGAGCAUGGGAGCCGAGAUUUAUGCCACUGUUGGCACCCAAGAGAAGGCAAACUACCUCGUUGACAAGUUCAACAUUCCAAGAGAUCAUAUAUUCCACUCUCGCGAUGAGUCUUUCGCCGCCGAACUCAAGCGUGCAACAAACGGGCGUGGAGUCGACAUCGUGCUGAACUCGCUCUCUGGCGAGCUACUUCAUGCGUCUUGGGACUGCGUCGCUGAGUUCGGCAAGCUAAUCGAGAUCGGAAAAAAAGACAUUGUUGAAGGCGGAAGCCUCAGCAUGCAAAAUUUCCUAAUGAACCGGUCUUACUGCUGCGUUGACAUGACGCACAUGGCCCAGAAGCGCCCUCAGCGGGCUGGAGCCAACGAUGGCAACAGACUAUUGAAGAGAUGCAUCGACAUGUACGAAGCCGGAAGUAUCGGAGCCUUGAGUCCCGUGGCCACAUUCGAAGCUGCCGCGGUUCAGGAGGCUUUCGGCUGGGUCCAAGAUGGAAACCACAUUGGCAAAUCUGUUGUGAGAAUUCCUGAUGACAUCUCAACUAUCCUCAGCUCGCCUCAAGAUACAAAGUUGCAGCUCAAGAGCGACGCAUCGUAUCUGCUGACGGGCGGACUUGGGGGUCUUGGGAAGGUCAUUGCCACCUGGCUUGUCGAACAUGGGGCGAAGUCGUUGGUGUUUCUAUCAAGAAGCGCCGGGCUCAAGCCCGAAGACCAGGCUUUCUCGCGUGAGCUUGAAACUUCGGGGUGUUCCGUCGUCUUUGCACCUGGUCGAGCUGAGGCGAGGGAAGACAUCGAAGGAGCCAUCGCCCUGGCCCCUCAGCCGGUUCGAGGAGUAAUUCAUCUCGCCAUGGUCCUUCGCGAUUCUCCAAUUGCCACGAUGGCACACGAGGACUGGCUUGCAGCCAAUGACCCCAAGGUCAAGGGAGCUUGGAACCUUCACGAGUGUCUCGAAGAUGUUGCUCUAGACUUUUUUGUCAUGGCGAGCUCACUCGUGACUGUGGUGGAACAGCCAGGUCAGGGCAAUUACAGCGCAUCCAACACUUUCCUCGAGGCUUUCACCCAAUAUCGAAGAUCGCUGGGGCUUCCGGCGUCAGUCCUCAACAUCUGCCCUAUUGAUGGCGUCGGCUUUGUCGCGGAGAAUUCUUUCGCUCGCAAAAACAUGAAGGCACAGGGUCUUUACUUCCUCCGCGAAACAGAGCUGCUCGACUUCCUCGAGCUGUCCAUUCAACUAUCGCCUGUUUCGGCCACAGCGUCUUCUCGUUCGACGUCCGAGGUGGCCAGUAACGAAGCCGUCACACACUUUGAAAUUCCCGAAAAGCUUCUCUAUAAGAGCCCAUGGACCAGCAUGUCUCAGAUGGUGAUGGGUCUCAGAUCAGAGGGAGAUCUCAAGAACCCGAACACCCGGACCAACUGGCGACGGGACCGUCGAAUGGGUUUCUACCAUAACAUCAGCGAUUCGGACGCUUCACGAGCCGCGUCAUCCGCACAGAAAGGCUCUAGCGAGCUUGCAAAGUUUCUGGUAGACGCAGUCAAUAACCCAAGUUUGCUGAGCGAAGCUCGCAGUGCAGACUUCUUGGCUCAGGAGAUCUGCAGAAAGGUUUUCAGCCUCAUGCUGAAGGAAGAAGAAACGAUCGAUACGUCGAUGACACUGCAGCAGAUUGGGCUGGACUCUCUGAUGGCGAUCGAGCUGCGACGCUGGUGGAAGCUUGCCUUUGGACUGGAAAUAAGCGUUCUUGAAAUUUUGGCGACUGGAACUCUGAAGGCUUUGGGGAUGCUUGCGGCGGACGGAUUGAAAGCCAAGUUUACGCAGGUUGCGGAGUAA
Molecule: messenger RNA, 7332 nt
Organism: Colletotrichum karsti
Lineage: Eukaryota; Fungi; Ascomycota; Sordariomycetes; Glomerellales; Glomerellaceae
Exons: 9
Coding region: 1-7332 (2443 amino acids)
Biological process (GO): fatty acid biosynthetic process; secondary metabolite biosynthetic process
Molecular function (GO): 3-oxoacyl-[acyl-carrier-protein] synthase activity; fatty acid synthase activity; phosphopantetheine binding
Source: RefSeq, a predicted model, not a curated record